AGUGAUGCGGCGGGACUGCGGGCUGGUUUAGGAAAAGCGGGACUGUCUGGUGGGCACUGUGUAUUUACGUUAAUUAGUGGAAUUUGGACUUCUGCUGCCUAUCCGAUCCUCAUGCUGCUGUACCAGAAAAGUGUGCUUAAAAACGAGCUGUACAGAAAGCAGUGUAGCGGAAAGAUGCUGCUACCAUAGCAACCGCCCUCCCUUGCGAGUUCUGUAGCGCACUGACAGCAGGGGCAUUAGUCCAACCACUGCCCGAGGCUGCUUCCACAGACAGUUUGGAACUUGCCAGUCACUGUUUGAACUGAAGGCACUCUAUUUUGAAAAUUUGUCAAGGCAAAAGGCAACCAUGGAAAAGAACAUUAACCAACGAAAGCUACGUGUAUGUGUUGCUACUUGUAACCGAGCGGAUUACUCCAAACUGGCCCCUAUUAUGUUUGGCAUAAAAGCAGAACCGGACCACUUUGAACUGAGUGUAGUAGUUAUAGGCUCUCACCUUAUUGAUGACUAUGGCAAUACUUAUCGUAUGAUCGAGCAGGAUGAUUUCGAUAUUCAGGCAAGAUUACAUACGAUUGUUAGAGGAGAGGAUGAAGCCUCAAUGGUCGAGUCAGUUGGCCUUGCUUUGGUGAAGCUUCCGGAUGUUUUAAAUCGUUUGAAUCCAGACAUAAUUGUUGUCCAUGGAGAUCGAUUUGAUGCAUUGGCCUUAGCAACAUCUGCUGCAUUAAUGAACAUUAGAAUUCUUCACAUAGAAGGCGGUGAAGUCAGUGGUACCAUAGAUGAUUCUAUCAGACACUCUAUCACCAAACUGGCUCAUUACCAUGUCUGCUGCACCCGAAGUGCAGAACAGCAUCUGAUUGCUAUGUGUGAGGACCAUGACAGAAUCCUUUUAGCAGGAUGUCCCUCCUAUGACAAACUUCUCAGUGUGAAAAAUAAGGACUACAUGAGUGUUCUAAAAAUGUGGCUCGGUGAUGAUGUCAAGAGUAGGGAAUAUAUUGUGGCCUUGCAGCACCCAGUGACGACUGAUAUUAAACAUUCAAUUAAGAUGUUUGAGUUUACAUUGGAUGCCCUUCUCUCCUUCAACAAGAGAACACUAAUACUUUUUCCAAACAUUGAUGCAGGAAGUAAAGAAAUGGUACGAGUAAUGAGGAAAAAGGGUGUGGAGCACCACCCAAAUUUUCGAGCUGUGAAACAUGUUCCAUUUGAACAGUUCACCCAAUUAGUGGCUCAUGCCGGAUGCAUGAUCGGAAAUAGCAGUUGCGGAGUCCGUGAAGCUGGGGCGUUUGGCACCCCAGUCAUCAAUUUGGGAACUCGUCAGACAGGAAGAGAAACGGGUGAAAAUGUGCUUCACGUUCGUGAUGCAGAUACCCAAAAUAAAAUAAUUCAUGCACUUCAGCUGCAGUUUGGAAAGCGGUAUCCCUGUUCAAAGAUCUAUGGUGAUGGAAAUGCCGUCCCACGGAUUGUGAAGUUUUUGAAAUCAGUCAGUCUUGAUGAACCCCUUCAAAAGAAGUUCUGUUUCCCUCCAGUAAAAGAAAGCAUCUCUCAAGAUAUUGACCACAUUCUGGAAACUUUAAGUGCUUUGGCUGUAGAUCUUGGAGGGACAAAUCUACGAAUAGGCAUUGUCAGCAUGAAGGGUGAAAUAAUAAAGAAGUAUGUGCAGCCUAAUCCUAAAACAUAUGAGGACAGAAUAGAACUAAUUUUAAAAAUGUGUAUUGAUGCUGCAGCUGAAGCUGUUAAUCUAAACUGCAGGAUUCUGGGAGUGGGCAUUUCUACAGGAGGUCGUGUAAACCCACAGGAAGGUAUCGUGCUUCAUUCCACAAAACUUAUACAAGAGUGGAGCUCUGUGGACCUUCGAACUCCAAUUUCUGACACACUACAUCUACCAGUAUGGGUAGACAAUGAUGGCAAUUGUGCUGCACUGGCAGAGAGGAAAUUUGGCCAAGGCAAAGGAAUAGAAGACUUUGUGACCGUUAUUACUGGCACGGGGAUUGGAGGAGGAGUCGUUCAUAACCAUGAGUUGGUUCACGGCAGCUCUUUCUGUGCCGGCGAGCUGGGCCACAUCAUGGUGUCCUUUGAUGGGCCAGAGUGUAUGUGUGGCAGCAGUGGGUGUGUAGAAGCAUAUGCCUCUGGAAUAGCCCUUCAAAGGGAAGCAAAAAAGCUUCAUGAUGAUGAUCUGCUGCUGGUUGAAGGCAUGACUGUGAAGAAUGAUGAAUCUGUGAGUGCAAUUCAUCUGAUUCAAGCUGCAAAAUUUGGCAAUACCAAAGCAGCCAACAUUCUCAAAACAGCUGGUACUGCUCUGGGCAUUGGCAUUAUAAAUAUCCUCCACACUAUAAACCCAUCGCUGGUGAUCUUAUCAGGAGUCCUUGCAAACCAGUAUGUGAAUGUGGUGAAGGACGUGAUACGCCAGAGAGGUUUGGCUUCAAUUCAGGACGUCAAUGUUGUCGUGUCCAAUUUAUCAGAUCCUGCUCUUCUAGGAGCGGCAAGCAUGGUGCUCGAUUAUACCACACGCAGAACAUACUAAUGGCCCAGAACCUUGUGCUGCCAAGAGACUCUCACCUCUUCUACUCUCUAGCCCUGAUCAGGACUAAAUUAUUUAAUAUUUAAUAUUUUAUGGGAAAGACUUCAAAUCUGGACGUUGUGCAAUCGUUUCUGGUUUUAUUAGUUUUAUAGUAUUUGUACAUAACGUUCAUAUGAACUCUGUGGAGGGUUUUUAUUUUAAUCCAUGAAAAGCUUGUUCGAAGCCACCUUUGCUGAUGAAAGAUGAUCGUGGAGAUUGACACAAGUCCCUAUGAUUAAAGUAGAGCAGGUAAAUAUUGCCACAUGGACCUAGACCUUUUUUUUUUUUCCUCUUAAGGCACAAGCCUUUUCCUCGUUCAUGUCUGACUCAAACACGGACAUUGGUCUGUUUAUAUGUUCAUGUCUCUUCUUAUUGUUAUUGUUCUGUCUGUACCCUAGUAUCUAUGUGGGGAAAAAUGGUCUUUAUCGAAGGUGGUUUCAUGCAGCCACCAUCCAAGAAGAUGUAUGAACCAAUAGACACACCUGCUCUUAGAGAAGAAGGCAAGAGAUAAUCACCUACCUAAUAUUGUGUGCUCCUGUUUGCUAAUAAAAGUGCACUGGCCCAGGCUGCUAUUGUAGACUGCCAUCUUCUGGUCUGAGUGCACAUGUGCAGUAGAGUGAAAAAGUAGAGCAAAAAGACAGCAUUGAACAUGAAUACUGGUCUGGGAAUGAAGAGACUAUCUGAGAAGCAGAGAAGGAUUAUAAUGUCAUUCUCCUACAGAACCCAAUGCAUUUUUCAGUAAAAGUUAAGGUAAGGGAUCCUAAUCACUGCUAAAUAUUAGGCACCCCCCCCCAAGUGAUUGUAACUUCUCCAUUACGAUGCAGCAAUCUGGGUGGGAUAGCGGCUAUAGCUAUAUGCUACCCAGUUAUUUGUGCAGCCCCACAAAGCAAUAUUUGUUUAAUUCAUAGGGGCCGGUUGAACUAUUUGCAUGAGGAGCCAGAUGUAAAACUGUGUAUACUCAGCGGGCUCCUUUACAGGACCAAAAUGAUCUCCUUUGUUAUAUAUUAUUCCUUCUGUGCAUGUGGCUGGCAAUGGCAUCAACCAAGUGGUAGGAGGAAAAUCUUAGAGAAAAGCAAUAUUCAGGGGAACUUGAUUCCAACCCCCCCCCCCCCCCCGUGG
Molecule: messenger RNA, 3670 nt
Organism: Xenopus laevis (African clawed frog)
Lineage: Eukaryota; Metazoa; Chordata; Amphibia; Anura; Pipidae
Gene: gne.L
Product: glucosamine (UDP-N-acetyl)-2-epimerase/N-acetylmannosamine kinase L homeolog
Exons: 13
Coding region: 347-2515 (722 amino acids)
Biological process (GO): UDP-N-acetylglucosamine metabolic process
Cellular component (GO): cytosol
Molecular function (GO): N-acylmannosamine kinase activity; hydrolase activity, hydrolyzing O-glycosyl compounds; UDP-N-acetylglucosamine 2-epimerase activity
Source: RefSeq, a predicted model, not a curated record